Messenger RNA from Diospyros lotus (date-plum), 2735 nucleotides. RefSeq names its product protein ALP1-like. The coding region runs from base 74 to 1378 and encodes 434 amino acids. Lineage: Eukaryota; Viridiplantae; Streptophyta; Magnoliopsida; Ericales; Ebenaceae. The record is from RefSeq and is a predicted model, not a curated record. The transcript is spliced from 3 exons.
CCUCUGAUCUGAUUUGGUCAGAUCAGUUCCAAAUCCCGAUUCCCCAAGAAAAGAAAAGAAAAUCGGCGAGAAAAUGGAUUCUCGAGCUUUGGCGGCUUUGCUUUCAUCUCUCGUCUCCGAAAUCCUCCUCCUACUGUUACUCUUCCCGUCAGCCAAUCCCCUCGCCACAUCCACCGAUUCCACUUCCUGUUCGAAUCUUCUUCCUCUCAUCCACCACGUCCAGUCCUUUUCGGAAAUCGCCGCCACCGUCGCGAUACUGUCCAGUUCCAGAAAGCGAAAACGAGGCCAUUGCACGGACCUAAAUUCGACGGACGACGACGAUGAGGAGGAGCCCGGUCCGGGGUUGAGUCGACUCGGCGGGGUCGACUCGGCGAUCCCUCGGGACCCAGACUCGUUCCGGCUCUGCUUCAGGAUGAGUCCCUCGACGUUCGAGUGGCUCGCCGGCCUCCUCGAGCCGCUGCUCGAGUGUCGCGACCCGGUCGGCUCGCCGCUCAAUCUGUCACCCGAGACUCGGCUCGGAAUCGGCCUCUUCCGGCUCUCGACCGGCGCGGAUUACCCCGAGAUCUCCCGCCGGUUCCGCGUGUCGCCGCCGGCCAUCAAGUUCUGCGUCAAGCAAUUCUGCCGGGUGCUAUGCACCAAUUUCCGGUUCUGGGUCGGGUAUCCCAGCGCCAACGAACUCCAAUCCGUCUCCGCCGCAUUCGAAACCCUCACCGGAAUGCCCAAUUGCUGUGGAGUCAUCGACUGUACCAGAUUCAAAAUUCUGACGAACAAUUCCGAAUCCUGUGUUGCGGCGCAGAUAGUAGUGGAUUCAUCGUCUCGAAUCCUGAGCAUUGUUGCAGGUUUCCGGGGAGACAAAGCCGAUUCAAUAGUUCUUAAAUCCUCAACUUUGUACAAAGACAUUGAAGGCGGGAGUUUGUUGGACUCACCGCCGGUGUACAUAAACGGCGUUGCUGUGCCUCAGUAUCUGGUCGGCGAUUCAGACUACCCCUUACUACCUUGGUUGCUGGUGCCAUUUUCUGAUCCGGUUCCCGGCUCUUUGGAAGAAAAUUUCAACGAGGCUCAUCGUUCGAUGAGAUUAUCGGCGCUUAAGACUAUAUCCAACUUGAAGCACUGGGGGGUUUUGAACAAGCCAAUUGAAGCAGAGUUCAAGAUUGCAGUGGCUUAUAUCGGUGCUUGUUCAAUCUUGCACAAUGUUUUGCUUAUGAGGGAGGAUUAUUCGGAUUCCUCUGAUGGAUUGGUUGAUUGCACAUUAGAUGACGAGAGCUCUCGGUUCCAUGGGGAUACUAGUAUGGAGGAGAAUUCAAUUGAGGGGAAGGCUUCAGUUAUAAGAAGUGCAUUGGCUACAAGGGCCGCAGAGAUCCAUAAGUCGGACCGAUGAAUAGUUUAUGGUAGUUCGAGGCAGUCACAAAUUGAUUAAGAAAAUAAGGAAUUUGUGAAUUUGAGGUUAGGCUGUUGACAGCAUUCUCUAGAUAGGUAAUUGAACAUUACUCUGAUAAUGCCUCACUGAAUUUAACCUUAAUUGAUUCUUGAAGGUUGUCUCUGCAUUCUUUUGGCAAUUGGCCUUGGAAGGUGGCCAAUCUUUUGUUAUUUCCCUAGUGGAAAUUUGGGCACUUGCAGCAUCCCUUGGCCACUGGACUUUUGCGCCCCAGUUCUGCCACUCCCAGUAAAGACACUCACCAUGCGGUGAUACCCCUUGAUUUGAUUGUAGAAGCUCUCCGUGCCAUGUUUGAAUAUGAUCUCAAGUGCGGCUCCAAAAGGCCUGUUUACUGGGCUGCGCCAUAAGCUACUCCACAAGGCUGCUUCAGAGGAUUGUGGCACAUGCCACUCCAUAGGCUGUCAUACAGGCCUAUUUACAAGCCACGCUGUGUGCUCUGCUCCACUGGUUGCUCCUAUUUGCUCCUCUGACAUGCAUGUCCAGAGCAUCCUUAUCGGUUCCUGUGUCUUUAGUGACUCCAAUAGCUCCGACAACUACAACCUACUAAUUCAGGUUAAGGAGGGCUCAGGAUCUCUUCAAACCAAGGACUUCAGUGUUUUGUGGGAUAGAAGCUGGACUUACGGACUUGCAGGAGGACUUUUCCAUGGAAGGGUCAAAGAUCUGAGUUGAGCUAAAUACACUUCCUCUAAGUACCACACCUGCAAAGCAAAAAAGGAAGAGAUAUGCUCGACCAAACACCUUCCAUUGCUCAUGUCAAUGACUGAAGAAAAUUUUUCUUGUGAAUGUUCACAUACAUUUCAAUUGUGUUGGCCUGGCCAUUUAUUGACUUCAGCGAUUGGGUCUCAAUCAAUUUGAGUUUUCCUACUGUUACACGUCUUGAGCUUAAUGAUAUCCUGCUAAAACUCAUAACUGAGUCAUGUUUAGGUAAAAACUCUCAUGAGGGUAAAUUUUGAGAUUUUACCUUUCUCCAUCCUUAAGCUUAAACAGCUUUAAAAGAAUAGAGAUUUCUAUGUCUUAUUCAUGCAAUAUCCUUGAAUUUUCUUUUCUAUUGAAUGCAGGCUUCAUUUCUUUUAGCUAUCAUUGAAACUUAGAAGAUCCAAGUUAUGGAUUUGGAUACAAGUAUCAGACACAUAUGCCACAUCCUUAUUUUUCACAAUUCUGAAGGACAUAAUUAUGUGAUGUCUGUAAAUGAGUCCAUGUUACAUUGAUUAUUUGUCAACAUAUUCCAUUUCAUUUAGAAAGGUAAUCAGACUUUGCUGGUACAAGAUGAAAAUUGUAAUAAUUUUCAGUAGCAUAACUA